CUGCCUCGGGGGGAGAGGGCUCCUCCAGCCCUCUCUCACCGCAGCAGCUUGGGGCCAGGGGAGAAGCGCCUCUCCAUGGCCACUGCAGCUCCAGCACAAGGAUGCAUGUCCUCCUGCUGGGGCAUAAAAUAAUGAAGAACUGGGGUGUUGUUGGAGGAAUAGCUGCUGCUCUGGCAGCAGGCAUAUAUGUUCUCUGGGGUCCCAUCACUGAAAGAAAGAAACACAGGAAAGGGCUUGUGCCUGGUCUUCUCAACUUAGGAAACACAUGUUUCAUGAACUCUUUGCUGCAAGGCUUAUCUGCUUGUCCAUCUUUCAUCAAGUGGCUGGAGGACUUUACAGCCCAAUACAAGACGGACCAGAAUGAAUCGUCGGAGCGCCAAUGUUUGUCCCUUACUUUGCUGUGCCUCCUGAAAGCUUUAUCCUGCCAAGAGGUCACAGAAGAUGAUGUCGUGGAUGCAAGCGGUUUGUUAGAAGUGUUAAGGCUCUACAGGUGGCAGAUCUCGUCAUUUGAAGAGCAGGAUGCUCAUGAACUAUUCCAUGUCCUUACAUCUUCGUUGGAAGAUGAGCGAGAUCGUCAGCCCCGGAUUACACAUUUAUUUGAUGUUCAUUCAUUAGAGCAGCCAGAAGUAACCCCAAAUCAAAUAAGCUGCAGAACAAGAGGGUCACUUCACCCUGUGUCAACACACUGGAAGUCUCAACAUCCUUUUCAUGGAAGGCUGACCAGUAACAUGCUUUGCAAACACUGCAAACAACAGAGUCCUGUGAGAUGUGAUACAUUUGACAGUCUUUCGCUGAGUAUUCCUGCAGCCAUGUGGGGUCGUCCUAUGACACUGGACCACUGUCUCCACCAUUUCAUCUCUUCAGAAUCCGUAAAGGAUGUAGUAUGUGACAAUUGCACGAAAAUUCAAGCAGAAGGGAAACUGAAUGGGCAAAUCACAGAAAACCAGAGGACAACAUUUGUUAAACAAUUAAAGUUAGGGAAGCUUCCUCAGUGUCUGUGUAUCCAUCUGCAAAGGCUAAGUUGGUCAAAUCAAGGCAUGCCUCUGAAACGUAAUGAACACGUGCAGUUCAAUGAGUUCCUAAUCAUGGACAUCUACAAAUACCACCUCCCUGUCCAUAAAUCAAGCCAGCCUGAUCUAAACCAGAAAGGCAAUCCAUGGAUGUCGUCUGAAACAAAGGACUGGUCAGCAGUUAAUGCCUCAGAUCUGGAGCCGACAUGUAGCACUAAAUCAUUCUUUAUGAAUGGUGCCUGUUCUCCUUCAUUAUUAACAUCCCCGAUAACUUUCCCACUUGCAGCAGUUCCAGACUGCAGUUCCCCAAUGUACCUCUACCGUCUGAUGGCUGUUGUAGUUCAUCAUGGGGACAUGCAUUCGGGACACUUUGUGACAUAUCGCCGCUCUCCAUCUUCUCCCAAGGCCCCACUCUCUGUUAGUAACCAGUGGUUGUGGAUUUCAGAUGACACUGUGCGCAAAGCCAGUUUGCAAGAAGUGCUUUCAUCCAGUGCUUAUCUGCUCUUUUAUGAACGUGUUCACUCAAGAGUGCAGCACCAAAAUCAGGAGUUCAGGGCUGAAGAAUGACUUGACCUUUGGAGAAGGAUUAAAACCUAAGAAAACUGCUCUUGUGAGAUGUAUCUAGCACCUCUGUCUUUUAUGCAAAUAGCCCACUACCUGCCCCUCGAUAUGCCACUCCUUCCUGGCAAUGAUGCCUGGCUACUGCAGGGAGCUAAUGUCUCAUACCAAAAUGAUGCUGCUAGUGCUGGGCAUUUCCAGAGUGUGUAUGCAUUAGAGAAGAGUGUUUGCUGUUCAGAUAGUCUUCGCUCUGCAUGACAGAGCUGAUACAGGAAAUUUAACACAGGGACUUGCCACGGCCACAGUUUUUAUUCUGACCUUUAUGCAUGUUUUACAGAAGGAGCUGCUUAGAGUCACUUUAAGAUAGCCCUAGAAGUUAUUGGUGAGAGAGUACCACUAUCAAAGGCAAUGAUUUAAAAAAAAAUGAAGUGCCUUGAGAUUAUUUAAAUGGUUACAUUGCCGCUGUCUACAUCUAUAGUCUAUGGGAUACAUUCUGGUGAACAUCUAUAUCAAAGUAGUAUGAAGCACUGAAUCAAAUUUUUUGUCAUAGCCCCAGCUAAGCAAUUAAACGAGUUGCCUCUACUAAACAUGUCUGAUCUAAAAAACUCUCUAUUUGUAUAUUUCCCCCCAAUAUUUCAUUUCUUUGUUCAUCAUGGGAGUACUUCUGUCAAUACAAAUGGUAGUGUUCUGCUUCAGGGAAAUACUUAAAUAGUUGAUCAGUUGGAACUGAGAUGCUGCUUUGUUGCUCCAUAUCCUCAUACUCUAAAAGAUGUUAAGAGAAAACAGUGUAACCUAGCAAUCACUAUGGUAAUGUAUUUUGUCUGUGUGAAACAAUCUGAUACUGUUGCUUGAGAGCAUCAUGUCGACUGUGCCUCCCUGUUCUUAUCUGGUACUCUAAACUCACCUCUCCGACUUUAAUGAUGAGUGUUGCCAUGUCCUGUCAUCCCUUCAAAUGAAUGCCUUUUGGUCUGCAAUGGCACUUGAACUGGUUGUGAUUAUGAGCCUGGAACUCACGAUGGCCUAGAAUAUACACAGUUGCAUGGGGAGUGGUUGGCACCUACUCCAAUAAAAUAGUAGCUAAACAGGUUGGUGACACUGCAUUAGACCUUGCUGUUUUCAAACAGUGAUAUUAACUGUAUAUUGUUGCUCUUUGGUGCAUAAAAAAGAGAUGGGGAAAGAAGUAAGAAAUCCUUUGGGGUGUUUUUAUAAUAAUGGGGAUAAAGUGCACAGAUGUGGCUGUUCUUUUCUAUCGAUGUACUUCGAGGAUGAGGAAGGAAGUCUGAAUGUCAGAAUGGGUCUUUUCAGUGUAAGCCAGCAACUAAGUGUUCUGACAUCUACUGCCUCUCUAAAGUAGCUUUUUUUUCCAAAACAUUUUUAUAGUAACUGUACAUUUUGGAUUCAUAUCAUUCAACUGCCCCAUGUUGUUCAUAUACGUUUGGAGCUUUUUGAUAGGAAUCUGAAAAAACCAGCCACAAGAUCAUAGGCUAUGAAUGUAUACAACUUUGAGUUGAAUUCAUUUCAGAUUGUGGAUCAUAAUCCCUACUCAAGAAUAAUACUCAUAACCCAGAGAAAUUUGUAUAAAUCUGUUGAAAUAUCCAGUUUGAAGAAUUCUCAGCUUCUAUACUAAAGUGCUAGUAGCACUUUUUUUUAACCUUGCUUUUAUUACUCUUUAAAAAAUGCGAUACCAAUAAACUUUGUAAUCCUUGAAAUAAGAGCUAAACUCUGAAUGUGACACACAAAAACCAAAAAAGUCUAAGGCUGAAGUUUCUCUAUUCUAGAUAGAUGGAAGUGGGCUCUAUGGGCUUUGCAAAGCAGUGCUAGUUGUCAGCAAUGGUGGUAAACACAGGCAAAGCAGCUGUCAGACUGAAAUCCUGCCAGUUGUACUUUUGACCUUCCAAAUGUUUCCAUCUGAUAUUCCUGUAAAUCUUGCCAUAUAUAGACUCAAAAGUCUGUUUGAAAUAUUAACUCCUUUGAUUUUGUGGGUACCUCUGCUCACUGUUAGUAUUUGAACAAGUCUCUUGAUUAUGCAGUAAUAUAUAGUGUGUCAGAUAAUACCCAAUAGGAGGACUGUAAGCUUUAGGACUCAUCAGCCUCUUGAUUGUGUGAAACCCCACACUGUUAACAGUUGGGUGUGUGUAUGUAUAAUGUUUUCUGAAAAUUUUGUAUAGACUUUGCUCUUCACUAGUGACAUUUCUGUGUUCGUUUGGUGAGAGUGAAAGGCUGCGCACUGUCAUACAUCACUAAGCUACUUGUGUGUCACAUUGCCUGGAGGUUUUAGUUUGGAAUCUUCAGCAAAAGAUAAUAGGAAUGAGUGUUGCCUAAUCUCUUCCUGUCUUUAUUGCAAUAAAGGAACCGGAUUUCUUUUCUUAGCACUUGUGGAGAAGUGUCAAUACCGUGGUUGUGACGCUGAGAAAUGCUGAGCAACCACAACUUACAUUGGCUUCAGAGAAUUGCGUGUGGUUGGCAGCCCUUGUAAUCAGACCCUGGACAGAGUCGGGCCAGCUGAGCCUCGUGGGCAGAUACCUUUUGAAAUCAUUCAGGCACAGGGGUACACCCAAAUGGCUCACCUUCUAGGACUGGGAUUCUUGUGUCUGCCAGCCAGUGACAACAUUGUAAUUGUACAAAGGCUAGAGUUGUUGAAAAGGUUGUUAUGAAUGGAAUAAAAAAAUUUUAUGAAACAUUCACCGUAUAGAAAACUGGCCUCUGCUUACUCUGGUGUAACUAAGAACGGUUCUUAAACAGAAUUACUCGUUUUAAUGCUAGAUGUUAAUAAAAAGGUAUAGUGUUAGUCCAAAUCACUGAAUUUCUUUCCCACCACUGCUGUCUUUGAACUGCCUUUUCUCUUAUGGGCAUUUUUUUUACCUGUUCUGUACAAUACCAAUAAAAACUAAUUUAUU
Molecule: messenger RNA, 4465 nt
Organism: Pelodiscus sinensis (Chinese soft-shelled turtle)
Lineage: Eukaryota; Metazoa; Chordata; Testudines; Trionychidae
Gene: USP30
Product: ubiquitin specific peptidase 30
Biological process (GO): protein deubiquitination
Cellular component (GO): nucleus; cytosol
Molecular function (GO): cysteine-type deubiquitinase activity
Source: RefSeq, a predicted model, not a curated record